GUGGCUGACACAGUACUAUUUCAUAGAAUUAAUGGAGAACAGAAAAGAUAUCCCAAACCAAGAAAAACUUUGGCAGAUGAAGCCUAACAGCCUAGAAGAUGAUGACUAUUUGACUAAGGACGUGGGAGAGACCAGCAUGCUGAACAGACCUGUGCUUUUGCAUUUGCCACAGACCGCCCAUGUUAACGAAUUUGAUUGUCCCUUGGAACUUCAGCACAGCCAGGAACUCUUCGUGCAGUGGCGCUUGCCAAUUAAAAUAGCUGCUGUUGUGUCUUCGCUGACUUUUCUGUACACUCUCUUGAGGAAAGUAAUUCACCCUUUAGUAACUUCCCAUCAACAGUAUUUUUAUAAAAUUCCAAUCCUGGUCAUCAACAAAGUCUUGCCAAUGGUUUCCAUCACCCUCUUGGCACUGGUUUAUUUGCCAGGUGUGAUAGCAGCGGUUGUACAACUUCAUAAUGGAACCAAAUAUAAGAAAUUUCCACCUUGGUUAGAUAAGUGGAUGUUAACAAGAAAGCAAUUUGGGCUUCUCAGUUUCUUUUUUGCUGUGCUGCAUGCGAUUUAUAGUCUGUCUUACCCAAUGAGACGAUCCUACAGAUACAGGUUGCUCAACUGGGCAUACCAACAGGUCCAGCAAAAUAAAGAAGAUGCUUGGAUUGAGCAUGAUGUUUGGAGAAUGGAGAUUUAUGUGUCUCUGGGAAUUGUGGGACUUGCAAUACUGGCUCUGUUGGCUGUGACAUCAAUUCCAUCUAUCAGUGACUCUUUGACAUGGAGGGAGUUUCACUAUAUUCAGAGCAAACUUGGAAUUGUUUCCCUGCUGCUGGGCACAAUGCAUGCAAUGAUUUUUGCCUGGGAUAAAUGGAUAGAUACAAAUGAAUUUGUGUGGUAUACACCUCCAACUUUUAUGAUAGCUGUUUUCCUUCCAAUCAUUGUCCUGAUAUGGAAAACCAUACUGCUCCUGCCAUGCUUGAGGAAGAAGAUACUGAGGAUUAGACGUGGUUGGGAAGAUGUCACCAAAACUAACAAAAUUGAGAUGUCCUCCCAGUUAUAGAAUUACCAUACUGUUUAUGCACAUCUUUGUUCAAUAUUGAUAUAUUUUACUACUACCAUUUCAAAUUUGUAUUUGUUAAUAAAAUGACUAUUUGAGAAUCUUAA
Molecule: messenger RNA, 1152 nt
Organism: Chinchilla lanigera (long-tailed chinchilla)
Lineage: Eukaryota; Metazoa; Chordata; Mammalia; Rodentia; Chinchillidae
Gene: Steap1
Product: six transmembrane epithelial antigen of the prostate 1
Cellular component (GO): plasma membrane; endosome
Source: RefSeq, a predicted model, not a curated record